Molecule: messenger RNA, 6513 nt
Organism: Grammomys surdaster
Lineage: Eukaryota; Metazoa; Chordata; Mammalia; Rodentia; Muridae
Gene: Cltc
Product: clathrin heavy chain
Exons: 32
Coding region: 274-5301 (1675 amino acids)
Biological process (GO): clathrin coat assembly; mitotic cell cycle; receptor-mediated endocytosis
Cellular component (GO): clathrin-coated endocytic vesicle; extracellular exosome; spindle
Molecular function (GO): structural molecule activity; clathrin light chain binding
Source: RefSeq, a predicted model, not a curated record
GAGUUCUGCCCCGGGAUCCUUCCGCAGGGCUCAGCCGUUUCCGGAGUCUGCGCUGCUCCCGGUUCCGCCAUUGCGGCUCUCCCGGCCCCUGGAGCCUCCGCCCCCGACCCAAGCUCUCUCGUCUGCCUGCCAGUUCCCUGCGUCCCCGGAGAGUAUCCCUCUGAGCUCAGCCUCCCCCCCCCUUCCCCUUCUCCUCCUCUCCCUUGGAGAGCCCGGGCAGGCACUGCCCUGCAGCCCCAGUGACAGGAGGAGACCAUACUCCCCGACAGCGCCAUGGCCCAGAUUCUGCCAAUUCGCUUUCAGGAGCAUCUCCAGCUCCAGAACCUGGGUAUCAACCCAGCAAACAUUGGCUUCAGUACCCUGACUAUGGAGUCAGACAAAUUCAUCUGUAUUAGAGAAAAAGUGGGUGAGCAGGCUCAGGUGGUGAUCAUUGAUAUGAAUGAUCCGAGUAAUCCAAUUCGAAGACCAAUCUCAGCAGACAGUGCCAUCAUGAAUCCUGCCAGCAAAGUGAUUGCACUGAAAGCUGGAAAAACUCUUCAGAUAUUUAACAUUGAAAUGAAAAGUAAAAUGAAGGCCCAUACCAUGACUGACGAUGUCACUUUCUGGAAGUGGAUCUCUUUGAAUACAGUUGCCCUUGUUACGGAUAAUGCAGUUUAUCACUGGAGUAUGGAGGGAGAGUCUCAGCCCGUGAAAAUGUUUGAUCGUCAUUCCAGCCUCGCAGGAUGCCAAAUUAUCAAUUACCGUACAGAUGCAAAGCAGAAGUGGUUGCUUCUGACUGGCAUAUCUGCACAGCAAAAUCGUGUGGUUGGAGCUAUGCAACUGUAUUCUGUAGAUAGGAAAGUUUCUCAACCUAUUGAAGGACAUGCAGCUAGUUUUGCACAAUUUAAGAUGGAAGGAAAUGCAGAAGAAUCAACAUUAUUUUGUUUUGCUGUGCGAGGUCAGGCAGGAGGAAAGUUACAUAUCAUUGAAGUUGGUACACCACCCACAGGAAACCAACCCUUUCCAAAGAAGGCAGUGGAUGUUUUCUUUCCUCCAGAAGCACAAAAUGACUUUCCUGUUGCAAUGCAGAUCAGUGAAAAGCAUGAUGUAGUGUUCUUGAUUACCAAGUAUGGUUACAUUCACCUCUAUGAUCUUGAGACCGGCACAUGCAUCUACAUGAACAGAAUCAGUGGAGAAACGAUCUUCGUUACUGCACCUCAUGAAGCCACAGCUGGAAUAAUAGGUGUCAACCGAAAGGGACAAGUCCUGUCAGUUUGUGUGGAAGAAGAGAACAUAAUUCCUUACAUCACCAAUGUCCUACAAAAUCCUGAUUUGGCUCUGAGAAUGGCUGUGCGGAACAACUUAGCUGGUGCUGAAGAACUCUUUGCCCGGAAAUUUAAUGCUCUUUUUGCCCAGGGAAACUACUCAGAGGCUGCAAAGGUGGCUGCUAAUGCACCGAAGGGAAUCCUUCGUACUCCAGAUACCAUCCGUCGAUUCCAGAGUGUCCCAGCUCAGCCAGGUCAAACGUCGCCUUUACUUCAGUAUUUUGGAAUCCUUUUGGACCAGGGCCAGCUGAACAAGUAUGAGUCCUUAGAGUUAUGUAGACCUGUACUUCAGCAAGGGCGGAAACAGCUUUUGGAGAAAUGGCUGAAAGAAGAUAAGCUGGAAUGUUCUGAAGAACUGGGUGAUCUCGUAAAAUCUGUGGACCCAACAUUAGCACUGAGUGUGUACCUCAGGGCCAAUGUCCCUAAUAAAGUCAUCCAGUGCUUUGCAGAGACAGGUCAAGUCCAGAAGAUUGUUUUAUAUGCUAAAAAAGUUGGAUACACGCCAGACUGGAUCUUUCUCCUAAGGAAUGUCAUGCGGAUCAGCCCAGACCAAGGACAGCAGUUUGCUCAAAUGUUAGUUCAGGAUGAAGAGCCUCUUGCUGAUAUCACACAGAUUGUGGAUGUCUUUAUGGAAUACAAUCUAAUCCAACAAUGUACUGCCUUCUUACUUGAUGCUUUGAAGAAUAAUCGCCCCUCUGAAGGUCCCUUGCAGACGCGAUUGCUUGAGAUGAAUCUUAUGCACGCACCUCAAGUUGCAGAUGCCAUUCUCGGGAAUCAGAUGUUUACCCACUAUGACCGGGCUCAUAUCGCUCAGCUGUGUGAGAAGGCAGGCCUGCUGCAGCGUGCGUUAGAACACUUCACUGAUUUAUAUGAUAUAAAACGUGCAGUUGUUCAUACCCAUCUUCUUAACCCUGAGUGGUUAGUGAAUUACUUUGGGUCCCUAUCAGUUGAAGAUUCCCUAGAAUGUCUCAGAGCCAUGCUGUCUGCUAAUAUUCGUCAAAAUCUACAGAUCUGUGUUCAAGUGGCUUCUAAAUAUCACGAACAGCUGUCAACUCAGUCUCUGAUUGAACUCUUUGAAUCAUUCAAGAGUUUUGAAGGUCUCUUUUAUUUUCUGGGGUCCAUUGUUAACUUUAGUCAGGACCCAGAUGUGCACUUUAAAUAUAUUCAGGCGGCUUGCAAGACUGGGCAAAUCAAAGAAGUGGAAAGAAUCUGUAGAGAAAGCAACUGCUAUGAUCCCGAGCGAGUCAAGAAUUUUCUCAAGGAGGCAAAACUAACAGAUCAGUUGCCACUUAUCAUCGUCUGUGACCGGUUUGACUUUGUCCAUGACCUGGUGCUGUAUUUAUAUAGAAACAACCUCCAGAAGUAUAUAGAGAUCUAUGUCCAGAAGGUAAAUCCAAGUCGACUUCCUGUGGUUAUUGGAGGAUUGCUGGAUGUUGACUGCUCUGAAGAUGUCAUUAAAAAUUUGAUUCUUGUUGUGAGAGGUCAAUUCUCUACUGAUGAGCUUGUUGCUGAAGUUGAAAAAAGAAACAGAUUGAAGCUGCUGCUUCCUUGGCUUGAGGCUAGAAUUCAUGAGGGCUGCGAGGAGCCUGCUACUCACAAUGCAUUAGCCAAAAUAUACAUUGAUAGUAAUAACAACCCAGAGAGAUUUCUUCGUGAAAACCCCUAUUAUGACAGUCGUGUUGUUGGAAAGUACUGUGAGAAGAGAGACCCACAUCUGGCUUGUGUUGCUUAUGAACGUGGCCAGUGUGAUCUUGAACUCAUCAAUGUUUGCAAUGAGAAUUCCCUCUUCAAAAGUCUUUCUCGCUACCUGGUCCGUCGAAAGGACCCAGAAUUGUGGGGUAGUGUGCUACUGGAAAGCAAUCCAUACAGAAGACCAUUAAUUGACCAGGUUGUGCAGACAGCCUUGUCUGAAACUCAGGACCCAGAAGAAGUAUCAGUAACUGUCAAGGCUUUUAUGACAGCAGAUCUUCCUAAUGAACUCAUUGAGCUGCUGGAGAAGAUUGUCCUUGAUAACUCUGUAUUCAGUGAACACAGGAAUCUGCAAAACCUCCUCAUCCUCACUGCAAUUAAGGCCGACCGAACACGUGUUAUGGAGUAUAUUAACCGCCUGGAUAAUUAUGAUGCUCCAGAUAUUGCCAACAUUGCCAUCAGCAAUGAGCUGUUUGAAGAAGCAUUUGCUAUUUUCCGGAAGUUUGAUGUCAAUACUUCAGCAGUUCAGGUAUUGAUUGAACAUAUUGGAAACCUGGAUCGUGCAUAUGAGUUUGCUGAACGCUGCAAUGAGCCUGCAGUUUGGAGUCAACUUGCAAAAGCUCAGUUGCAGAAAGGAAUGGUGAAGGAAGCCAUUGAUUCUUAUAUCAAAGCAGAUGAUCCUUCAUCUUACAUGGAAGUUGUCCAGGCUGCCAAUACUAGUGGAAACUGGGAAGAAUUGGUGAAAUAUUUACAGAUGGCACGCAAGAAGGCUCGAGAGUCCUAUGUGGAGACAGAAUUGAUAUUUGCACUGGCUAAAACAAACCGCCUUGCAGAAUUAGAAGAGUUCAUCAAUGGGCCAAAUAACGCUCAUAUUCAGCAAGUUGGUGACCGUUGUUAUGAUGAAAAAAUGUAUGAUGCUGCUAAGUUGUUGUACAAUAAUGUUUCUAACUUUGGACGCUUGGCAUCUACCCUUGUUCACCUUGGCGAGUAUCAGGCAGCAGUUGACGGUGCUAGAAAGGCUAAUAGUACUCGAACAUGGAAAGAGGUCUGCUUUGCCUGUGUAGACGGGAAAGAGUUCCGCCUUGCUCAGAUGUGUGGACUCCAUAUUGUGGUGCACGCAGAUGAGUUAGAGGAGCUUAUCAACUACUAUCAGGAUCGUGGAUAUUUUGAAGAACUCAUCACCAUGCUAGAGGCAGCCUUGGGACUGGAGCGAGCUCACAUGGGAAUGUUCACAGAGCUAGCUAUUUUGUAUUCUAAAUUCAAGCCACAGAAAAUGAGGGAACAUCUCGAGUUGUUCUGGUCAAGAGUGAAUAUUCCUAAGGUGCUGAGAGCUGCAGAACAAGCUCAUCUUUGGGCAGAGCUGGUGUUUCUGUAUGACAAGUAUGAAGAAUAUGAUAAUGCCAUCAUCACUAUGAUGAAUCACCCCACUGAUGCAUGGAAGGAAGGGCAGUUCAAAGACAUCAUCACCAAGGUGGCUAAUGUGGAACUGUACUACAGAGCAAUCCAGUUCUACUUAGAAUUCAAGCCUUUGUUGUUAAAUGACUUGCUUAUGGUGCUGUCUCCACGGUUGGAUCACACUCGUGCAGUCAAUUAUUUCAGCAAGGUAAAACAGCUACCACUGGUGAAACCAUAUUUACGCUCAGUUCAGAACCACAACAACAAAUCUGUGAAUGAAUCACUGAACAACCUCUUUAUUACAGAAGAAGAUUACCAGGCUCUGCGAACAUCAAUAGAUGCUUAUGACAACUUUGACAACAUCUCACUUGCUCAGCGUUUGGAAAAACAUGAACUCAUUGAAUUCAGAAGAAUUGCUGCUUAUCUCUUCAAAGGCAACAAUCGCUGGAAACAGAGUGUGGAACUGUGCAAGAAAGACAGCCUUUACAAGGAUGCAAUGCAGUAUGCCUCUGAAUCUAAAGACACAGAAUUGGCUGAAGAGCUCCUACAGUGGUUUUUGCAGGAAGAAAAAAGAGAAUGCUUUGGAGCUUGUCUCUUUACCUGUUAUGAUCUUUUAAGGCCAGAUGUCGUCCUGGAAACUGCAUGGAGACAUAAUAUCAUGGAUUUUGCCAUGCCCUAUUUCAUCCAGGUCAUGAAGGAAUAUCUGACCAAGGUGGAUAAAUUAGAUGCUUCGGAGUCACUGAGAAAAGAAGAAGAACAAGCUACAGAGACACAGCCCAUUGUUUAUGGUCAGCCCCAGCUGAUGCUAACGGCAGGACCCAGUGUGGCAGUCCCUCCCCAGGCACCUUUUGGUUAUGGUUAUACUGCACCACCAUAUGGGCAGCCACAGCCUGGCUUUGGGUACAGCAUGUGAGAUGGAAGCUGAUCCGUAGUCUCCUAUUUUCAUACUGAAGCAUCGUCUACCCACUUCUCAGUUCAUAGACGGGGAAACAGGCAACGUGUUCUUGUAACCUUUACUUCAUGAAGGACUACUUUUUUGUUCUAACUAUAGACUUGGAUCGCCUAUGUUAAAACUUUAUUUUCACAUUCCGCAUCAUUAGACUUUCUUUUCAAAGGGGAAUAGUAUUCAUGUGGGCUUUUUUCUCCCCCUCAUUCUUUGAAGAACUGCUUACUAUUCAAUCUGUUGUGAAGAACCUGAUUUGCACUCUGUAGUGUUUAAAGAAACAAAGAAACUCUAAUAUUGAAUCUCUUAAAUUUAGUGUAUGUAAACAGCUUUCACUAUGUAUUGUCUAAAUGCAUUUAAAUCUCUUUUAUUCAAAGAAAAGCUAACGUGAAAAUACUGGUGUGUGACCAUGCAAGACUGUCAAUGCCAACAAAGACAACACUAAUCAGCAUAUCCUACAUUGGAUCACAGCGCUCUCCAAAUUAUUUGAAAAAUGCAUACAGACAACUUGCCUGAUUUUUUGUUUGUUUUUAAUGAGUAUAAAAGGCCCUUUCACCUAUGCAGGUUUCCCCAUUAUGCAUAUAGAAAAAUGCUAGUGUGUGUUGCUCACUUCAUGUGUAACAGGUGCCCUCAUGUUGUGCUGUAUCCUGUGCUUUUUCUGUGGGACCAUUCCAUUCAGGAACAAAGAGCACCAUGAUUCCACACGUGUGUAUUUACUAACCCUUCCCUGAGGUUUGUGUAUGUUGGAUAUUGUGGUGUUUUAGAUCACUGAGUGUACAGAAGAGAGAAUUCAAACAAGAUACUGCUGUUCUUCAGUUUUGUUUGUGGAAUUUGAAAUUACUCCAAUUUAAAAUAAAUUACUGGACUGUGGAAAUAACAUGUAGAAUUGCAGUUUUAAUUAAAUACAUCUCAAACCAGAAGAAUCGUGGUUUCCAUAGUUUCAUACUGGAUACUGCUGGAGCAUUACAGGGAGGAAUAGAGGGAAAUUAUGAAAAAAGAUAUGUAUUGUGUCAUUUGCAUUCCUGUAGUUAAGAAAGAUUAUGCAGCAGUCACUGACCAAUGGGCUCCUUCUCACGUUUCCAACAUUUUAACCAAGUAGCACUCCAGGGUUUUAAGCAUUUCACCUAACUAAAUAAAUUAUAGGUGUUAUAUUGACUUCAAAUAAAGGUAUAUUUUUAAAAA